Diaporthe batatas is the source of this 3343-nucleotide messenger RNA. RefSeq lists its product as uncharacterized. NCBI's taxonomy places the organism in Eukaryota, Fungi, Ascomycota, Sordariomycetes, Diaporthales, Diaporthaceae. Bases 1166 to 2281 code for a protein of 371 amino acids. The record is from RefSeq and is a predicted model, not a curated record. The transcript has 2 exons.
CAUCGACCUGCCUUUGUCUUGCUCUGAGGGCAGGGGGUGUGGACUUGACUUCAGUUCACCAAGAGCUAGCUCCCCCCCGUACUCGCGUCCAUCCUCGAGCCCGCGGGUGUGCUGGCUCCAUGCGUAUUCAUCCAAUCGGCAGCAUGGCCCAGAGCGGAGAGCAUGAGACCGCGCAACCACGGGCACGCUAGCGGGCUGGUGAUUGGGGUCCGUUUUAUCCGUCCGAUCUUCAGCAGCAACGGCAGCAGCAGUGCGCAGGUCUGGGCCUAGCGAGGGAGAGAGCUGUGCUGAGCUCGUGUGCGGUCAGCAUGGACUGGGCAGGGAGCUGGGAGCCGGACCACACAGCUCCCAUGAUGCAUCAGUGUGCAGGAUCCGGCUGCCGGUUAUGCGGAUCUUGGGAGAAGCGGCUGGGCUGGACGGAGGUUGGAGAUGGCAGACAGACGGACUCCGAUCAGUGAUUCGAGACUGGCUGACUGGACUGACUGACUGGUAUGCUUGCGACCAGCCACCACUUUGACCCAGUCUCGGUGGAGAUAUGUAGCUCCCAUUCUUGAAACCCGCAGACUCGCAGACUCGCAGACUCGAGAAAUCUAUUGCAUCUUUUUCGUCGAUUGAUACUUCUCAUCACCCUAGUUCGAGUCAACAUCAACCACCGGCUGAGGCUGCGAGCCACAAACAACUUGCACACAUCAACUCCACACACCACACACCACUCACACUCUCUCUCCCACCACCAAAUAUCGUCCGCCCUACGCCCAGCAUCCUGCGUGACGCGGCAUCUCCAAGUCGUGCAAUGACAGACUGGCCCACCAUCCGGCCAGGAUUCUCACCAAAGCACAGCAGGCACAUUGGCCUUGGCCAUCCGUCAGGCCAGCCCCUCUGAGCCUCUCCUCUCCACAUCCCUGGGGCCUGGACCCAGCCAGUCCUUAUUAACACCGUCUCACAAGUGCCAUUAUACGGGCCUCCCCCUCGCUCAACCAACCAAGCACCCACCAUCCACCCCCUUGAUUGGUGCUCCCACACAGCCCCCUAGGCUGGUCCGAAAGUCAAACUCUCCAGCUAAGCUAAGCUGAGCCCACUCACUCACAACGUACACACACAGCCUGCCUGCCCACUCACACUCACUCGCACCAACUCACCUCCCGCAACCCUGACUCACCCGGUGAUGCCACCCCAAGCCCAGCAAGGCCACCGCAGCUCAUCCGGUGCCGUUGCUGGGAUCGACAUCAUCACCCCGUCCACGAGACAUGACGACGACGACACGGUGAAAAGGAUGGUCCUGCGCAGGUUCCGACGCACCAUGAGGCGGCUCUUCGGCGGCCGCUGGAAGCAGAUGAGCGACGGCGAGGUCAGGGAGCUCGAGAAGAAGAUCGCGGCCGACAUGCGCACCGGCACCUUUGGGCCCGUCGCCCCCACCAUCCGCCCGCCCCCGACCGGCGACGAGCUGUGGCACCGCCAAGACGACGCCGGCCCAUCGGGCACCGGCCCCGGCAGGCUGCCCAGCAUGGCCUCCACCAUCAAGCGGUCCACCGUCGUCUCACGCGCCGCGCGGGGCCAGUUCUACGACGAGUACGGCGACGACUACGGCGGGUACCAGGACGCGCAUUCCAUGUGGGGAGGGGGAGGAGGCGCAGCGAGCAGCGACUCCGGCUACGGCCCCGGAUACUACGACCGCGCGCCGCCGCGGAAGCCGCUCGCCAAGCCCGCGCUGCAGCCCGAGUACUACGUCCCGGGCGGGGGGCCGUUCGACAUGCCCGAGGCCAGGCCCGAGUCCGUCUACGACGGCGGAGGAGGCGGCUCGCGCGCCAACAGCAUGCGCAGCAACUACACGACACGGACCGCUCACAGCCGGCGGCCGCCGAUGCCGCCGAUGCCUCAGCAUGGCUACUACCCGCCCAACUCGUCCUCGUACGGCGGCGGCGGCGGCGGGGAGGGCAGGGCCUACUCGAUGCGCUCCGACCCGGGGAGGAUAUACGCGCGCAGCCCCAUGCCGCGCGCGUCGCUGCGGCCGCAGCCUUCCUGGGACGGGCGCCACCAGGGCGGUGCGGAGGGGCCCAGGAGCUAUUCGUACGGGCCCGGGGACAGGGGCAAUUACUCUUAUAAUGGUCACGGCGACAGGGGCUACGCGUACGGCGGGGAGAAUGGUGGCUACCGCGGCUGGGACGGGCAGGACAUCGAGGAGCACGAGUACCCUCCCCAGGACCAGUACCCUCCCCAGGAUCACUAUCCGAACCAAGUGCCGGGGAUCCACUACCAGGAUUACCAAUACCCAGAGCGAUGAGCGGCACACCGCGCGUUCCGGGAAUAUACAUCAUAGGCUCGUCUCUGAACCUGCUAUCAGCGGGCAGCGUUUCAGCAGGGCCAAUACGAGUUAGUUCGCAGGCGACACAAGAGGGCAGAACCCCGUCCAGCCCACCCACGCUGUGUCGCGUCACGAGGUCUAGGCAGCACGUGGACGGCUGCGGCCGCCAGGGUCCCUCGCAACCUUGAGUGCGAAGCCGGGCCAACAGGGGCGCAGGUCCUCCCCAAAGACGAACGAAGCCUUAUGCCCCAUGAAAUUCCGGCACGUAUGUCGACCACUUUUGGACUCCCGGGAGGGGAGGAGCUAUGGGAAUCGACAGCCGCGCGGAUCAGCCGGGCGCGGUGGUCCGAGAAGAUGUUCCGGAACCCUCGGGGCCGACGGUACCCGAUGCACGGCCUGUGGUGUUUCAGGCUGGCGAGAAAAGAAGGAAAAAGAAAACGGCCCCGGGCUGUUGGGUCGGAUUGGAAGUGCUUGGGAUCGUGGUCAUCGUGCUGGGCAUGAGCUGCUUCAUUCAUCGCGGGGCUGGGAGGAGACUUGGCCGCACACGCCGGGAGAGGACCGACCGUAUGAGCCGGUGGUGGCGGGCGCUCAAAAUGCAUGGCUGGCCAGGGGGGCACGUCUGCCCACGAACCAUUCAUUUCCCAGCCACCUCAAGGCACUUUUGACAACAGCGUACGACCCCUUGCCGGGGGACCAUCUGGGAGUGUUCUUUUGGUGGGAGGUGCCCGGCCGGGUCGGGGCGGGCGAGCCUCCCGGAUCUGUGGGUGAGGAGUGGGGGACUUACUGGGAAUUAAUGGGUUUAAUUUGGGGGGUUCGAAUGAGAAUUUCUGCACGCUGGUGCAAUGGAGGGACGCGCGGAUCAGUUGCCCCGUCGAAGUUGUUCAGCCAUCAUUCAAUAGAUUUGCAAGCGCGAAAUCGGGCAUCGUGUUGGCGAGUUGCUUCUUGUACGGCGGCAAGGGCGUUCAUGUAUAUACAUAACUUGGCAAGCCCGCAUCGAUACUUUCAACAUCAAUAUUUGGUCGUCACACAGCUCAUUGCGAG